UGUCGCUGAGUCGGACCGCGACAAUGAAUAUCGUAGAAUGGGCGUUCGGCAAGCGUAUGACGCCGGCGGAGCGGCUACGGAAGCACCAGCGAGCACUCGAGAAGACGCAACGGGAACUGGACCGGGAGCGCGUUAAGCUCGAAAACCAAGAGAAGAAACUGGUACAGGAUAUCAAGAAGAGCGCGAAAAAUGGACAAAUGGGCCCUUUGCGUAUACAAGCCAAGGACUUGGUGCGGACGAGGAGAUAUAUACAAAAGUUCUACCAGAUGCGGACUCAGCUCCAGGCCAUUUCGUUACGAAUACAGACGGUACGGAGCAACGAACAGAUGAUGCAGUCCAUGAAAGGAGCAACAGCGCUUCUCGGCAGCAUGAAUCGACAAAUGAAUCUGCCCGCCUUGCAACGGAUCGCUAUGGAGUUUGAGAAGGAGAACGAUAUCAUGGAUCAGAGGCAAGAGAUGAUGGAUGAUGCGAUUGACGAUGUGACUGGGCUCGAGGACGAGGAGGAAGGCGAGGAGGUGGUCAACCAGGUACUCGACGAGAUAGGCAUCGAUCUCGGACAGAUGUUGGGAGAGACACCUUCGGGGUUGCAGAAGCAAGCUGUACCGGAAGGCCGGGUAGCACAAGCUGUGGGAGGCGGUGACCCUGAUGACGAUGACCUUCAAGCAAGGCUGGAUAGUCUCCGAAGAUGAGGCGACGCGGACUCAAGAGGCAUGGCGAUUUUCUGGAGUUUGAGGGGUCCUUCUG
Westerdykella ornata is the source of this 744-nucleotide messenger RNA. RefSeq names its product Snf7-domain-containing protein. NCBI's taxonomy places the organism in Eukaryota, Fungi, Ascomycota, Dothideomycetes, Pleosporales, Sporormiaceae. The transcript has 5 exons. Bases 24 to 689 code for a protein of 221 amino acids. The record is from RefSeq and is a predicted model, not a curated record. Gene Ontology annotation, biological process: endosome transport via multivesicular body sorting pathway; late endosome to vacuole transport; protein transport. Gene Ontology annotation, cellular component: ESCRT III complex; multivesicular body.